AUGGAAAAUAUGCAAGAUCCGAUGGAAAUGGAAAAUGAAGAAGAUAUGGAUCCAUCAGAAUAUGCUCGAUUACAAGAAGAAUAUGAAGAAAAACUAGAUGAAUUUAUGCGUAAACAUUUACGUCGGAUAUGGCCUGUAUGUGUAGUACGUUUACUUGGUAUUUUUCAAUUAUUAGUUACUUUGAUUAUACUUGGUGUUGAUUUACCAAUAAUUCUUAUGUUUGCACCACGGUGGCAAGUUUUUGCUGGAUGUUGGGCAUCUGUACUUGGAUUUAUCGCUUCUGUCAGCACAAUCCAUUCAUCUCGACAAAUGACUUGGUCAAAACUUAAAUGGGCUGCAGGACUUAAUAUAUUAGGUGGAUUAGCUAUAGCUCUCAUGAUAGCAUUUGAUAUACUUUAUUUGGUAAAUUCAAAAGUUUGUAUUGUUAUCAGUGGUUGUAAUUAUUUAUCGUAUACAUAUUCAGCCGUUAGGCCAUAUUAUACAGUCGAAGUUGUUAUGGGUGUUUUGUUUCUUUUAUCAGGUUUCGUAUUUCUUGUUCUUUUUAUUAAACAUGGUAUUGGGGGUUCAACACUUUUUGAAAAUAUUCAAAGAGGAUGGGCACCACCUAUUUAUAAACCUAUAGAACCACCUAAUAGUACUAUGCCAAUGCCACAAAAUCCAAUGGCAAGACCUGGAAUGAUGAUGCCUCCACCGCCACCUGGUUCUAUGCCAAUGCCACAAAAUCCAAUGGCAAGGCCAGGAAUGAUGAUGAGACCACCACCACCUGGUUCUACGCCAAUGCCACAAAAUCCAAUGGCAAGACCUGGAAUGAUGAUGCCUCCACUGCCACCUGGUUCUAUGCCAAUGCCACAAAAUUCAAUGCCAAGGCCCGCAAUGAUGAUGAGACCACCACCACCACCUGGUUCUAUGCCACCAUAUCAAGCACCAAUUCCUGGAGCAAUGAUGCCCAGACCUGGUAUGCCAAUGAUGAUGUCUGGUGCAAGAUAUCCUCCCAUGCAAGAACAUUAUAGACAACCAGGUCCAUAUGCAGCUCUACCGCGUCCUUAUCUAGCUUGA
Messenger RNA from Rotaria sp. Silwood2, 1056 nucleotides. The record is from the annotation of a GenBank genome assembly. NCBI's taxonomy places the organism in Eukaryota, Metazoa, Rotifera, Eurotatoria, Philodinida, Philodinidae.